Rhizoctonia solani is the source of this 1254-nucleotide messenger RNA. Its product is annotated as iron transporter FTH1. Gene Ontology annotation, molecular function: ferrous iron transmembrane transporter activity. Bases 1 to 1254 code for a protein of 417 amino acids. Gene Ontology annotation, cellular component: high-affinity iron permease complex; plasma membrane. Lineage: Eukaryota; Fungi; Basidiomycota; Agaricomycetes; Cantharellales; Ceratobasidiaceae. Gene Ontology annotation, biological process: iron ion transmembrane transport. The record is from RefSeq and is a predicted model, not a curated record. The transcript has 11 exons.
AUGGCAAAGAAUUUAUUUAGUGUCCCAAUAUUUUUCAUAUUGCUUCGCGAGUCAUUGGAGGCCUCGAUUAUCGUCUCCGUUCUCCUCUCGCUUGUGGAACAAAUUGUAGUAUCGCCCGAUGCACUUCAUUCGGAGUCUACAGAUGGCCUUGCCACGGCAGCUGCAUUUCCCGGUCGGUCCGACGCUCCUUCUGGCAGCACUGAAGGCUCUGGAACAGCCACACCCGAUUCACAAGUCAAAGAUGUUCGAAAUACUGAGGAGCCGUCGAACGAUAACGCUUCGAUAGCGAUUCAAAAUACUACAAGCGAAAACGAGGCAGGCGAAAUCAGACGAUCCGAACUCCUUCGGCGGUUGCGUUGGCAAAUUGUGCUGGGAGCUGGAUUAGGCUUGUUGUUGGCUCUGGUGAUAGGAGCGGCCUUUGUUGCCGUCUGGUUCAUCAAGGUGGUUGACUUAUUCUCUGCCGCCGAGGAGAUAUGGGAGGGUGUCUUCAGUCUGAUUGCCUAUGUUACGUAUGGAUCGUGCCAAGAUAAGUGGAGGCGGAAAUUGUCACACGCAUUUGCCGCCAAGGGUCAAAAUCCUUCUGACGACCAAAGCGGGAGAGCUGGGGUGCGGAUGUUAUUUAUGCUACCGUUUGUUACCGUAUUGCGCGAGGGAUUGGAGGCGGUGGUAUUCAUCGGUGGGGUUUCUUGGCCAACCAGCAAGCUCAAUCCCUCUCGCGGCUCUGGCUGGAUUGGUCAUUGGGCUUGUUGUGGGGUAUUUGAUUUAUGCAUCCUCGUCAAGGGCCCCCAACUAGAAUUAGGACUGUCCGCGUUUCUGAUUACUUCCACUUCACUUUUAUUGCUCAUUGGUGCUGGGCUCAUGUCAAAGGCUGUCGGGGCAUUCGAGCGCCAUAGAUUUAAUGUGAUGGUUGGUGGUGAUGUGGCUGAAGCAGGAGACGGACCCGGUUCAUUCGAUGUCGUUGGUAACAUUUGGCAUCUCGAUUGUUGCAACCCCGAAAACAAACUUGAUGCUAAAGGAUGGGCGGUGUUUAACGCCAUCUUAGGAUGGAGUAACAAUGGAAGUAUUGGGACCGUCAUAUCGUACAUUGCGUACUGGCUCAUCGCUAUCCUUGCCCUCGUACGGAUGAAGCACAGGGAGGGUCGCACAACAAUUGUGAAUAAAUUUGUGAAUGUUACAGGACUCUCUCGUUUUCGCAAUGCCAUUCGGAAGAGGAACGUGGAGAGGCGGGCACAGAGUACGGAACUAUCUUCUUAG